AUGAAGCUAAAGGGAGUCAUUACGUUAUUACUGGUCCACUCGGUUCUGGGUCUCUUCGAUGUGAACCUUCUGGAAGAUUAUCUUCGCUGGAAAAGGCUUAGAGUUGUGGUCGUUUUCCACUGCCUCGACCAGAACCAUGACACCCUCAAGUUAUCUGAAAGGUUGAGCUAUUCCUUCAAUGGGAAGAUCCAUUACGUGGACAUUUCUAAUUUGACCGUUACCUGGAAUCAUUCUCACUCCAUGAUGUCCAGCUACCAUCUAUUAGGUGCUACGGUAGAUUUACAGUGUCCAGCGGUGUCACAACUCUUCGACGUCAUCUCCGAUCAUGGGUACUUCAACUCUUCAUACCAUUGGCUACUGUACGGCGAAACAGACUCGCGGGAUUCAGCUUCAUGCUUGCUGGACGAUCAAAACUUGAACAUCGAUGCCAAGGUAACACUGGCGGUUGAGAUUAAUCGAACGGAAUCUGGCGGAUAUUACGACCUGUACGAUGUGUACAGUACCUUUAGGAGACGUGGAGCCAAGCUUAACGUGACUUUGGUUGGAAAUUGGAGCACCGGCAAAAGUUUUCAACUUGCCAGCAACCAAACUGAGUACGAGCGGAGGAUUGACUUUGGUGGGAUUUGGCUAAAGGGAGCGAUUACGGCACUGGAUCAAGUUCAUUACGAAACAUUGAUGGAACAUUUGACCAGUGACGCUCCGGUUGAGGCGUAUGCCCUGCACCGAUUUGGAUACAAAAUCUGGGAACUAAUAAUGCAGAAACACAACUUCACAAUAAAACUGCUUCGAACGCCAGCGUGGGGCAUUGCUACCAGUGAAAGGGAUUCCCAUUCCGGUAUCAUUGGACAACUGGCAUCGAAAGAAGCUGAUCUAGCGAUCAACACGCUGACCUACACCAAGGAUCGAAUCUCCAUAAUAGAUCACACGGUGACCGUUGCAAUGUCCAAGAUGCUGCUGGUAUUUCGUCAUCCCAAAGUAACCGGAAAUCGGAACUUGUUCCUGCGACCAUUCGAAGUCGACGCAUGGAUGGCUGUUUUGGGAGUGAUCGUUCUGGCAAGUAUCGUACUGUUCGGAAAUUUCUGCGCAGAAAGCUACAAAGAAUACUACGACAAAGAGGUUCAUGACAAUCGUUCGCUCGUUUUCUUGACUGUCUUUGGCAUCUUGUGUCAGCAAGGGUUUUCCUCCAAAACAAUGUUCAACUCGACAAGGAUCACCCUCAUAAGCACGUUGAUCUUUUCGGUGCUUCUUUACCAAUUCUACUCUACGUUCAUCGUCGGAUACCUGCUGAUAAUACCACCGAAAACCAUGUCCACCUUACAGCAUCUGCUCGACAGCAAUCUGAAGGUCAUCGUGGAAGAUUUGGGCUACAACAUCGACUUUCUCAAUCAAACCAAAGACCCGCUCGCAACCCAACUCUACCGGAGCAAGAUCCUCAACGGAGAGAACAACUUCCUAAACGUGUCGGAAGGGAUCGCCCGGGUACAGCAGGGCGGGUACGCGUUCCAGUGUGACACCGCGUACGCGUAUCCGCUCAUGAAGCGCACCUUCACCGAUAAGGAGAUUUGCGACCUGCAGGAAACCGUGCUCAGCCCGUUCCGGCAGAUGCACUUGCCGCUGCCGAAGGGGAGUCCCUUCAGGGAGAUGUUCCGCGUGACCGUUAGGAAGAUUGUGGAGAGUUCGGUUGGGUUCUACCAGCAGAAGCGGUUCUUCUGCGAUAAGCCCAAGUGUGCAAAGAGCGAGCUGGAGCCGAUCGAUGUGGACAUGGACAACGUUUCGUCGCUGUUUAUUGGGAUGCUGGUGUGCCUGGCUGGGUGUGUGGGGCUUUUGCUGGUCGAAUGGAUUACUUAUUCUUAUUUUAAAGGGCACGGUGAAAAGCUAAGUAAUAUUGAUUAAGCUUUUGGGAUAGAUUUUGCAAUUUAUUAUUCUUAAGAAAAAAAUGACGGAUUUUUUAAAUUAUUUCAAAACUGAAUUAUUCUGAGCAUCUGCACUAAUAAAAAGUUGCGAUCUUCUCUAAGAAAGGUCAUUGCAAAUAUUUUUUGAAGUUCAUGUUCAUCGAAUCUGACCAAUGUAGAGGGUUGGUGGUUGGGCAAACAAAU
Culex quinquefasciatus (southern house mosquito) is the source of this 2096-nucleotide messenger RNA. Its product is annotated as ionotropic receptor 75a. The record is from RefSeq and is a predicted model, not a curated record. The transcript has 5 exons. Gene Ontology annotation, molecular function: glutamate-gated receptor activity. Bases 1 to 1893 code for a protein of 630 amino acids. Gene Ontology annotation, cellular component: membrane. Lineage: Eukaryota; Metazoa; Arthropoda; Insecta; Diptera; Culicidae.